AUGUCAAAACAAAUUCUUCCAAUUGAUUAUAUUACAGUUGAUGUAAAAUUAUUUGAAGAUAUUCCAAAAGCUGUUCAAAGUAGUCCAAAAGUUACUGUAGCUGUUGAAAACAAUUUAAAGUUGUAUGCUUCAAUUUCAGUUUCAGAUGCUAUGCAAAGUUUGGCAACUGUUGGUGAAUUAUUAAAAGUUGCAAAUGCUGCAGCAAAUGGUCACUCUUGUUCAAAACCAAUCAUUAAAAUCUUGGCUGAAUAUCAAUCAUUGGUAAAUGAUACAGUUAGUACUUGUUCAUUAUUUGUUUUUAAUUGUAUUGCAUCACUUAAACAACAUGAACUUGCUUUACGUUUAGCUGAAAAACAACCACUUAAAGCAUUAAGUAUUAUGUCCAAAACUGCUGAAAAAGCUAAAGAAAUGGCUGACAAAUCCCAACAAUUGGUUAAUAUGUCAAAGAUUUUAGUUGACCAAUCAACAGAGGCUCUUGAAAUGGCAACUGGUGAUAAAAAUGAUGAAAUCGUUAAAGAAAAUGAAGUAAUCAAGAAACAAGGUGAACUCGAGGCUCAAGCUGCAAAAUUAAGAACUGAAGUAGAAGAUCUUAAAAGACAAGCUGAUGAAUUCAAACAAUUGGCUGAUAAAGCAAGUAAAGAGGCUGCUGAACAAAGAAAAAGUGCAAUGCUUUUACAAGUUGUUAGUGCUGUUACCACACCAAUAGUACAAUUAGCAGGACCAAUCAUUUCAAGUGUUUCAGGAGCUGGUGUUAUCGAUAGUACAAGUAAAAUCCUUGGUGUUGUUGGUAAUGCUAUCGAUGGAGAGUCAACAGCAACCAAAAAACAAGAUGAAACUGAAAAACCAACCACCACCAAAACUGAAUCAGUUAGUGCCUCAUCAGAGAUUAAAGAUAGGAAAAUUAAAUUAGAAAAACAAGAAGAAGAAAAAUCAAAAGAAUUAAAAGAAAAGAAAGCUGAAUUGAAAAAAGUUGAAUCUGAACCAGAAUCUGAUUCAAAGAAAGAAAAAAAAGAAAAAUUGGAGAAAUCAAUCAAAGAAAUCGAUCAACAAUUAGAAAAAUUGGGUAAAUUAUUAAGUGAUACAAUCAAUGAAAUUGCUAAUCAAUACAAAGAAAGAGCUGCUAAAAGUGAAGAUAAAGAAGCUUCCUAUAUGAAAUUGAAAUCUCAAUAUCAAGAUUUACAAAGAAAAUCAAAUGCUGAUUUAGCUCAAAAUGUAGUUCAAUUAAAGAAUUUAUCAAUUCAAAAGAAUUCAUUAGAGGUUUCAAUUAAAAGUUUAGAAAUUACCAUUAAAACAAUGGGUAAAGUUAGAACAAUCUUUGAAAAUACUCGUCUCUUUUGGUUACAAGUUAAAGGCCAAUGUGAAGCUUUAUCUGAUGUUAGCAAUAUGAAGGAUCUCGCUGAUGCUGCUGAUAUUGAUGAUGAAUUCAAAGUUGAUUUCACCAAUGAAAUUAAAUCAUCAGGUUUAAAUUGGUUAGCAUUAGCUCAAAUUAAUUUCACUGCAAGUAAUACAAUUAUUGGUAUUAAGAAGAACUUUGAUGAAGUAAUGAACAAUUUACCAGGAAGAUCAGAAGCUGAAGCAAUAGUAAAAGCUAGUUGUGAUGAAAUUCAAAAAAUUCUCACCCAAGAAAAUAAAAAAAUUGAUGAAAUUAAAAGUCAAACUGAUAAGCUUGUAAAGUAA
Messenger RNA from Dictyostelium discoideum AX4, 1677 nucleotides. RefSeq lists its product as hypothetical. The record is from RefSeq and is a predicted model, not a curated record. Bases 1 to 1677 code for a protein of 558 amino acids. NCBI's taxonomy places the organism in Eukaryota, Evosea, Eumycetozoa, Dictyosteliales, Dictyosteliaceae. The transcript has a single exon.